Molecule: messenger RNA, 1683 nt
Organism: Verticillium dahliae VdLs.17
Lineage: Eukaryota; Fungi; Ascomycota; Sordariomycetes; Glomerellales; Plectosphaerellaceae
Exons: 3
Coding region: 1-1683 (560 amino acids)
Biological process (GO): proteolysis
Molecular function (GO): dipeptidyl-peptidase activity; serine-type exopeptidase activity
Source: RefSeq, a predicted model, not a curated record
AUGAGGCCUUUUCUGGUCACUGCCUUGACAGUCAUCUCCGCCACAGCACCAUUGGCAGCAGCUUUCAUCUCCGGCACUGAGCAUGUUUCCUUGACAUCUCAACCUCGCAUCACCCUCAAGGAGGAUGCUGUACUUGGGCCCUUCAACCUGUCUGUUCCAGUAGACCACUUCCACAAUGAGACCCGCUAUGAACCGCACUCCAAUGACACGUUCCCUCUGAGAUACUGGAUCAACAAGAAACACUACCGUCCUGGUGGCCCCGUCUUCUUGCUCGCUUCUGGGGAGAUGACCGGUGAAGACCGCCUAGACUACCUUGACCAUGGCAUCAUAGCAAUGUUCGCCAAGGCCACCCACGGCCUGGGCCUCGUCCUCGAGCACCGCUACUAUGGCACGUCCUUCCCUGUCGCCAAUGUCUCCAUCCCCAACCUGCGUUUCCUCUCCACCGAGCAGGCCCUUGCCGACACGGCCUUCUUUGCCGAGCAUGUGACCUUCCCUGACCUGGAGCACGAGGAGCUCGGCCCGACAGACGUCCCGUGGAUCGCCUUCGGCGGCUCCUACGCCGGCGCCUUCGCAGCCUUCCUGCGCAAGCUCUACCCAGAUGUUUUCUGGGGCGCCAUCUCGAGCUCAGGCGUGACCCAGGCCAUCGUUGACUACUGGGAGUACUACGAAGCGGCGAGGCGCUACGCCCCCGCCGACUGCGCCGACGUGACGGCCACGCUGAUCGAGAUUGUCGACAAUAUCCUGACGCUCCGCGGCCCCGCCACCGAGACGGACCGCCGCGCCUUGAAGAGCGCCUUUGGCCUUGAGGCGUUGACGCACGACGACGACUUUGCGAGCGUCCUCUCCUCCGGCAUCAGCCAGCUGCAGGGACAGAACUGGGACCCGGCCCUCGACCGCUCGUCUUUCGGGCUCUACUGUGGCAGUCUGCGCAGUGACGACCUCCUCUUCGCAAGCACGCGCCACCUUGAGGGCACGGCCCGGCGCUUGCUUCACGCUGGCGGUGUGUCGGAUGAUGAGUCGCAGAGCGCUGCGGGGCUGACCGUCAAGCUGCUCAACUUUAUCGGCUACGUUAGGCAAGAUGUCAAGAGUGCCUGCCCCGACGGGCAUGUCAAAAAGUGCUUCGCUGUCCGGGGCAACGAGCGCUGGCAGAGGACCGACCUCGAUCAGGGGAUGGAGCGCAGCUGGUUCUGGCAGGUCUGCACCGAAUGGGGUUACUUCCAGACCGGCUCUGGUGUCCCCACAGACCAGAAGCCCCUCGUCUCCCGCCUCAUAGACCUCAACUACACCUCCCUCCCCUGCCGCGAGGCCUUUAACAUCACGACCCUCCCAGACGUACACCGCAUCAACAGGCACGGCGGCUUCGGCUUCUCCUACCCGCGCGUCGCCAUCGUCGACGGAGAAGCCGAUCCCUGGCGCGCGGCAACGCCGCACCGCAUCGGCCUCCCCGAGCGCGAGAGCACCACCGAGGAGCCCUUUCUCCUCAUGGGCGGCGGCGCGGUGCACCACUGGGACGAGAAUGGCGUCUCGGGCAAGGAUGCGCGAGAGGGCUAUGGAGAGAGCCUGCCGCCGAGCGAGGUGCGGAGGGUGCAGAAGGCGGAGCUCGCGUUUGUCAAGGCCUGGGUCGAUGCGUGGUCUGAGGCCAAGGCUGCCAAGGAGGACGAGUCUUUAUCGCUGGAGCUGUAG